CAACAACAUGCUGCUCAGUAGUCCAACGAGGGUUGCAGGAAAACUAGUAAAACUCGAUGCAGCUAAGUUCUUAUCACCAAUAGCAGCUGCUGUCUCCAUUUGUGGUGCAAGGUGGGCUUCAAAGAAAUCUGGUGGAUCAUCCAAAAAUCAUGGUGGUAAAAGCCCUGGUCAAAGGCUUGGAAUCAAGAAAAAAGAAGGUGAAUAUGUUCAGCAGGGAAUGAUUCUAGUAAGACAAAAAGGGUACAGAUGGUUUCCUGGUUCUUUUGUUGGUGUUGGGAGAGACAAGACUUUAUUUGCUUUACAACCAGGAAUAGUAAAAUAUAGCAAAGAACGAUGGAUACCCAGACUGGACACACUGUGGGGAAUGUAUGUAGCACCAACAUUAUCAGAUGAUGAUAUGAUGAGAACAUUUGUACAUAUCAUACCAGAACCACAAAAAGGGAAAUUUAAACUUGUUGACCAGGUUUAACUUGCUUUAAAAUGUUGUGGAAUUGUAAAUCGAGUGGUUACUUUGUAUGAAGCAAGGUUGUGAUGAUACAAGUCGCAUCCACAAACUAAGCAUGCACAGAAUAUUGUAUUGAGAUAGAUAGAAGACUUGAACAAGUGGGAGAGGCUGUACUUGGAGGUGGUUUUAUUAAAAAGUAAACGUUGUGAAAUAUUUGUAGUUAUGAUUAUUUAUUGCUGUUUACAAUACUGAUAUGAAAAGUAUACAUCACGAAUCAUAGUGUAAAGAAUAAAAUGAUUUUGAUAGAAAAAUGAUUGUACAUAUCCACUAAAAGAUGGUGAAACAGUGAAAAAUGUUCACUAUGCAUUAGUUAUUGUUAAUACAGUAAUUGAUAUAUUAGAAGCACAUCUUCAGUUAAGAAGCUUACUACUAAUACUAAUAAAGUAUGGUUGCCAGACUACAAAGGCCGGAUCAUACAGUGAAAAUUGAUUGAGCUUGACAUGAGCAGCAUUUUGUUUGGUGAUUUACAGAAAACAAUAACCGGUAUAAUAUUGCAUCAACGUGAAUCUGCCACCAAACAGGUGGCUGAUGUUUAUAAACCCUAGGCGACAACUUGUGUGACUUUUGCAUUUAGAAUAAUCAAUGUCAACUAUGUUUAUAGUAAUCAGCUGCUACAUUAUCUUUGACUUUCUUUGAUUCAGUAAAGUGUUUUGUCUCAUUUAAAUAAAACUACAAAAGGCGUCAAACUCCACUGAUUUUUGCUGUAAUAAGAAUGGUAACUUGUGAAUGUGCUCUUGAUUCACCAAUCAAUCCUAACCUUAGUUAAUUUGAGCUUACUAAUAUAUUGUAUAAAUUUCCAAGUCAUUAACAAUUAUAAAA
Molecule: messenger RNA, 1324 nt
Organism: Saccoglossus kowalevskii
Lineage: Eukaryota; Metazoa; Hemichordata; Enteropneusta; Harrimaniidae
Product: large ribosomal subunit protein bL27m-like
Biological process (GO): translation
Cellular component (GO): ribosome; mitochondrial large ribosomal subunit
Molecular function (GO): structural constituent of ribosome
Source: RefSeq, a predicted model, not a curated record